AUAUAAUAUAAAAGCAUCAUUUUUACCGAAAUUGAUUUCAUGAGAAAAAAAAAGAAAGUUUUUUUGAGACACAUAUCAGAAAAAGCGUCACUAAUUUAUUCCCAGCCUGUAACUGUGAGGACGGAAUCUUACAAGUACAGUCCAGACGUGAACGAUGUGCCUCGAUCCACGUCAAAUAUCCCUAUUGUUGAAACAAAGACGCAUAAGGUAACAUACGAAAAAGACGGCAUACCGUAUGAAACAGAAGAUAGUAUAUUAAUCAGCGCUCAUUCAGUGACCACUAAAUCACAGACCAUCGAUACCACUACAUAUAAAACAGAGAGGGACGGAGUUGUAGAAACACGUGUUGAGAGAAAGAUUACAGUCACCAGUGAUGGGGAUGAUGAUUUGGACCAUGAUGCUUUGUUGCGGGCAGCCAUCGAGCAAGUGACAAACAUGAAUCCAGAUUUGUCAGUAGAGAAGAUAGAAUGUAUGAGACAAAUAGAAGAAGUAAAUGGCAUAUGAAAGGUUUAAAUAUACUGCAGCAAACCUUUGGUGAUUCAGAUGCAAUAAUUCAAGCUUUCAUGUGCUUUCGAACAGUGACUAAAAUAGCCACCAAUGAGUGCCUAUACAUUUUUUCAUAUAAAUAUAGACAGCCAAUCAUAGUAAUGCUUCACAAUAUUGUCAUAAGUGAUGUCAGAGGUGACAUCAGUUGUGAUGUCAUGAUAUCAUCCAAUGAUGUCAUGUGUGAUGUCAUCCAAUCGGUACAUGAUGUCAUCCACACCAUAGACAACUUGUAAAUAGUGAAAAGGCAGUGUAGUGUUUGUGCAUAAUGAAAUAAAAUAAAAAUCAAGGGUGUUACAGACAACAGAACUUUGAAAUGUAUAUUGAGAGUAAUGUUUGAAAUGAAAAUAACUGUGUAGAUUUAUUAUAUGUCUAAUGUUCAUGAAAUGGAUGGAAUUGUAUUUAUAUAGUGAAUUUUGAAAAGGGUUAUCAUUAUACCAUGAAAUUGAAAAGAUUACUGUUAAAUUAAUGCCAUUGUACAGGUUUUAAAAAUAGGGAAAAUACGAUGGAUAAAUCAAACUGGUGUUGUUGUUUGUCAUUUUGUUUUAUUUUAAGAUCAGAUGUUGCUUCAGUCAUUUGUUAAUUUGUUUCGAGUUUUGAUGUCAACUGGAUUUCAUUAGUCAGCUUUAUGAAAUGACUGUAAUUGGGUUUGUGUGUAUUUAUCUACAUUGCAUGAUUAUUAUCAAGAUGUGCUGUUUUAAUUGAGACAAUGCAGAGAGGUCUCAGAAAUUCUUCUUUUUGUAAAGAUGUCUGAAAACUUUCGUUGAAGCAACAUUUAAUUAUUUUUUUGGCACUACAUCAAGUAAAUUGUUGAUUUUGAAGUUGUUACAUUAGUUUGAAUUUAACCAUUUUAUUUGUGUUGGAAAAACAAGGGUUUUUUUCAGGAAAGAAGUGUUUCACAGACUGUCUCAGUCCAUUUGAAUAUAAUUUUUACAUCAACAUAUAUUUAUGUAGAAACAUUCACAUAUGUGUGGUUUUCUAAUAUCUUAUUCACAGUGAUAGGUAAUAAUAAGUAAAUGACUGUGAAAAUGUAAUGAUUAUUAAAAGGGCCCUUUAGUUUCAAUGCUUUGAUGUUCAAUUCACAGACUAGUUUUUAUGUUGAUUAUUUGUAAAAGAAUGCAGGAAAAUCACACAGAUUAUUCUUCAAAUUUCCAUUCAUUGCCAUUUUACAUAACUAUAUUAAAUUAUGUUUUAUUUUAUACUAUAUUCCUAGGUUGUGAGAGAUUUUCCUUCUAUAUUUGUUAACAGAAAAUGCUUAAAUUGCUAUUUUAUUCCAUAGAUAAGUUUACAUAAGGCUUGAUUUGGCAUAGUAUUGUAUGUUUUAGACCUUCUUUCCCUGUUUUAGAAAAUGGAAUAUCCCAGUUCCUUUGUUGGAAGAAUCCAUACAGUGUGGAUUAUUCCAUUUCCUGUGUAAGAAUAAUCCAUAAACAAUAGAAUAUUCCAUUUUUGGUGUGGAGGAAUCCAUGGAAUCUGGAAUAUUUCAUUUAUUAGUGUUGGAAGAAUCCAUAAGUAAGAAGAUUGUGGGGGUGUAACAUUAGUAAAAUGCAGAAAAAAGUGUGACUGAAAAUCAUAUGGUGACCUUGAAUGUGACCUUUUGUAUGUUUUACUAUGUUUAUUUUUAGAAUUUUAAUUUUGUUAUAUUAUUAUUUACUUUUUAUGCUGCUUUUAUUUUUAAUCAUAAAUAUUAUGUCCAUUUUCCUGUUUUUUGCUUUUAACACCGUGUAAAACGAGUUGUAUUUUUACAGACUAACUCCUUGAAGCACUAAUAUUGCGUAGCUAGAAUGGACAGACAAAUGCUGACUAUUAUUUCAAAGUUUUGACUCAGUAACUGGUCAAAAGACAAUAUUAUACAUUCAUAUAAUGAUUAUUAAAAUGGUUAUUAUAAUUAAUUAUACAAGACUUUAAAAUUGUAACAAGCAAAGUUUAUUCAAUUGUAAACAAUACCUAUAAGAACCUGUAUGCCUUUUUAUCUUACUGGAUGUAGUAUAUUGAAAUAAAUUAAUUAAAAUUUUAUGAAGAAAUAGAUUUGUACUUGUUUAAACUA
This is a messenger RNA of Ruditapes philippinarum (Manila clam), 2587 nucleotides long. Its product is annotated as protein 4.1-like. NCBI's taxonomy places the organism in Eukaryota, Metazoa, Mollusca, Bivalvia, Venerida, Veneridae. Gene Ontology annotation, molecular function: actin binding; structural molecule activity. The coding region runs from base 40 to 504 and encodes 154 amino acids. The transcript has 4 exons. Gene Ontology annotation, cellular component: cytoskeleton. The record is from RefSeq and is a predicted model, not a curated record.